This is a messenger RNA of Arctia plantaginis, 291 nucleotides long. The record is from the annotation of a GenBank genome assembly. Lineage: Eukaryota; Metazoa; Arthropoda; Insecta; Lepidoptera; Erebidae.
AUGAAGGAGGAGUGUAAGUUGUGUAGUGUAAACCGGUGGGGUGGUGUGCAGACGCCGACAGACUUCUCUAUAUCAUCGCUGAUGAGGCCAACGGCGCCCCAUCCGCAUGUGGACCCGAGGCCGGACGGUGUGCUGUUGUCGUCUACGGUGCGGUGGUACAACUUGAAAUUAGGUGACUAUCCAUUGUAUACGCUUCACGAUUACUACGCCAGCGGUAAGCCGUUCUGCAAUUGCAGUUUGUGCGAAAGUAUGGCUCGUACCUCGUCGUACGGGUACUUCCUGAAGUCCUAG